UACCUUGCUCACGCUUUCCAAGGCGAGUUCUUAUCGAUGGCCAGCUGUGGUGUUGAAAUACCAUCUCGCCAAAUGCUACGCAAGCCUCGUGGGACCCCAUGAAGACCACUUGGCGACCAUCUCAUUCCGGUCUUCGUACCCGUUUCGCAGGAGACAAGCUGGUUGGCACGACGUUGGAGAACUUUAAGAAGCAUUGUUGGGCGUGAUGUACGGAAGCUAAGUUUUUGUGAGCCUUUGCAGGCAUAUUUCUGACCUAAGCCAUUUCUGAAACUCCCCUAUUCGACCCUGUUUGCGUAAAACUGAGACAGUCAAUAGUGAACAAGGCUUUUCGUUCUACUUCGUGGUUGCUGGAGAUAUGCAGGAGGCACCCCUAUCCGCUGCAAAAAGCUCCGUAAUCUGAAUGAUGAAAAUUUUUUGGAGGCAUCUAUCUAUUUUUUCCACGCUCACCAUCUUGCUCCCGAAGUUCACCAUGUCUCAGUAUCACGAGCAGCCGGGAGUAUACGAUGGAAGGGAGAACAUGCAGCGACAGAUAUGGCAGAUCCAUGAUCCGAACACCCUAGAUGAAGCGGUAGCGGCUGGUCACCUCAUCGUUGGUUUGUCAACAUCUUCGCCGUCUCAGUAGCUUCAGAUAUCAACAACCACACCUGCUGACCAUUGCUACAUAUAGUCGAUCGCGUAUUUCCACCGCAGAUCGUGGCCCAAUUUCUUCAAGCCUUAUUAUGGAAGACCAUGCCCGGAGGUGUGCCUACUGAUGUUGUUCUACCAACAGAAGACGAGAUAUCUCUAGGUGGACUGCCAUAUUCUCAGUGGGCACCUUCGCCCUACAGCAAAAUCCCAGGCCGCGCUUUUGAUCGGGUGCAAGUACAUAUUGCUUCUCAUGAAGACACUACUGGACUGCAAGUUGUUGACAAGAGCCUUCAAGCCAUGAAAGUCCGACUCUGGGAAGACAUCAUGCCAAUGACUAGGAACCAGUGGCGGCGAAAGCACCUGGAUGAUCCGGAGAAUUUUGACUUGGCUUGUCAAUAUCUAGGGUCGGUUAUCGACACAUACACAUACAUGAAUCUAGAGACUGUUCAAGAAUCGCUGAAGGGAGUGUUCAACAACAUUGCGAGAGAGUGGAAAAAUUUUGAAGCCGCAUUGAAUGCUAUAAGAGACACUAAGAAAGAGCCUCCGAUUUCGAUGAUCAGCCUCUGGGAGGAAUAUGUUCGUGGUCGAUGGGCCAUUAUGACGACGCGUAGUCACGACUGGGUGAUGGAGCAUGUUGAUAACCUUCGCAACAUUCUAAUCGAACAGCUCAAGCAGCAUACACCGCAUAGUCUUGAUACACUGAGCAUGGAGCAGUGGAAUAUUACGAACAAACUGCACACGCUUGCCGAGAUCACUGCGCAAUCUGGAUACUCUAUUGUUCUACCUAUGCACGGCUACAAUAGUCACCAAGCUGCAGAAACAGUCGAUAAUGGACUUUGCAGCCCAAGGAUUGAAGAGAGAGCAACGGCUUACUCCAUCCAGCUCAAAAUAUCGACACGACAGCGGUUGUUAUCCAGUACGAUCAAAAAUUUGAUGAACGAGUCAGAAUCAAUGAUGAGCGGGAUCGCGGACCCUAUCAGCAUGGUCGAGAACAUCAACAUUCAAAAGGAGGAACAGGAAGUGCUGCGUAACACAAUAGCAAAAGACUCCACGACGCCUCUUGCGGCAGCGGAAUGGAUUUUGAAUAUGAAGCAACUCAUCGAUUCACCGAAUUAUGGAAUCAACAGAUGGGGAUUUAUAACUUACCGCAUCACAUACGAGCAAUCAGAAGAGGAGUGGGCACAAUAUCUAGAGAAGUUAUAUGCUGACGUCGAUGACUGGGGAGAGGAUGUAGCAGGCGCGGAGAUGAUUUGUAAAAUGGCUCGGUUAAGAUGGAUUGAUGGGAGAGAUGUGGGGAUCGCGGAAAACGAUGUUGAGGCUGCGAAAAGGCAUUUCUUGGCCUUGACGAAGCAGGAUGAUUUCCAAGACAAGAGCGACUGGGAUGAAGUCAUAUUCCUGUUUGCAGAUGCCGCAUCGGUAGCCUCCUAUCUUUAUCCUAUCGAGGACGCCUCUGGUGAUCUACGGCCACACGGCGACUUCGGUGGAUUUAUUACCGCAGUAGAUGCCCCGUUCGAUCCCAGUAAUCCAGGCGAGCAUGCCGAAGAGUCGCCGGGCUUUACAGGACGGAUGCGCAUCUCUGGCAACUUCCUAUGGAGCGACCUCUUUGCUUUGGGCAAGACGCAAGCAGCUUCGGCGGAAGAUCUUUGGCCAUUGGCAAUGCAUCACCCAUGGCAGACGUAUGUUGGACCGGUGGUCUCGAAGCAGCGAGAGUUGUGGCGCGAGACUAGACGGAAAUUUGAACACGUUGAAGAGUUCCAGAGGCUGGUACCGUAGUUUGACUCAAGCAUAACAUGAUUUUUUUCGGUAUUCGCCUCUUUUUGCCUCCUCUUGCUGGUUUUGGUGUAGAAGGUGCGGCCAGAUACUGGAUUCAACUGAAGCACGGGAGUCGGAUGGCAAAUACGUGCGAAGAACAUGCGCGGGCAACUAGAAUCAUGCACGUUGAUCUCGAUUUGUACGCAUUGCCAUGUGUCAUGGAUCGUCAUUUGUUACGGAUCGAUUACGUGAUAGCCAGAAUGAAAUAAUAAUUUCUGGAUCGUCUUGGGUGGCUCCUAGUCGUGUCUCAAUUCAGAACUUCGCC
Molecule: messenger RNA, 2704 nt
Organism: Verruconis gallopava
Lineage: Eukaryota; Fungi; Ascomycota; Dothideomycetes; Venturiales; Sympoventuriaceae
Exons: 2
Coding region: 730-2400 (556 amino acids)
Source: RefSeq, a predicted model, not a curated record